GCGGGCUCAUUGUUGAUGAGUUUGAGACCUGAAGUGGGAAGAGAUAUUUGCAAUCGCGAAAAAGCUUUCUUUGGACGCAAGAUAUGGAGCGAUUUUCCGCAUCAGAAAUUGAUGAGUUGAAGGAAUGCUUCUCUCUUUAUGAUGGUGACUCUGAUGGAAUGAUUGGACGGCGUCAAUUGGAAUCUGUCAUGAGAUCGCUUGGUGAACCUGUCACAUACUCUGAGCUUGAUCAGAUGGCAAACAAAUUUGGUCCAGACAAAAUACGAUUUCCAGAUUUCCUCAAGCUAUUAGCAGAACAAAGAGCAAAGAAUAUCUAUCCAAAAGAAGAGAUCCUUCAUGCAUUUGACGCUUGUGACAAGAAGAAAAGCAGAACUAUUUCAAGAGCAGAACUACAGCACUUUAUGGUAGACACAGGGGAAAAAAUGACCCAGCAAGAAUUCGAAGAGAUGCUACGAGCUUGUGGGAUGGGUAACAGCCAAACUAUUAAGUAUCAAGAUCUUGUUCAAGCUGUAAUGCAAAUCAACUAAGUAUAUUUAUGGCAUARUUAAUUUAAGGUGGAUUGAGGCAUAGUUGAAAUUUUAGGCAGUGUAAAUUUAGUAACCAGCAUGCUGGAARCAAUAUUUAUUAAGUACUAAAUUAUUAGAAAUUCAAAUCACUUUUGAGUAAGGAUACAGAAUCCUUUGUUAGUCACAGCUGGAAAUCUUCAAUAUGUACAGGUAUUUUAACUCUUUGUUUAGACUCCUCUUUUYUCUUUGCUUUUUCUACUCAUGGCCUUCCUUUUUUGCUUAAUAUGGGCAAGGUAAGGAAAUUGUGACAAAUAAUAAAACAGAUAGGGCUYAAGSCCCAGGUCRGACAGGACGAUGCCRAAUGGAUCCCAAARGRAAAAUGAAGUGCCGCAUGCAGAGUUAGCAAAUUAUAAUAGCAUAUAUUGGCUUUUUUAGGUAUAUUUUUAACUUCUUGUAGAUAUGAAUAUUUAACAUCUGGAUCUAAAAUUAAAAAAGUCAUUUUUAUUUCUAUAAUAUGAA
Exaiptasia diaphana is the source of this 1025-nucleotide messenger RNA. RefSeq names its product neo-calmodulin. The transcript is spliced from 6 exons. Lineage: Eukaryota; Metazoa; Cnidaria; Anthozoa; Actiniaria; Aiptasiidae. Gene Ontology annotation, molecular function: calcium ion binding; myosin heavy chain binding. Bases 84 to 527 code for a protein of 147 amino acids. Gene Ontology annotation, cellular component: myosin II complex; cytoplasm. The record is from RefSeq and is a predicted model, not a curated record.